Molecule: messenger RNA, 1062 nt
Organism: Lachnellula hyalina
Lineage: Eukaryota; Fungi; Ascomycota; Leotiomycetes; Helotiales; Lachnaceae
Gene: HPM1
Product: Histidine protein methyltransferase
Exons: 2
Coding region: 1-1062 (353 amino acids)
Biological process (GO): peptidyl-histidine methylation, to form tele-methylhistidine
Molecular function (GO): protein-L-histidine N-tele-methyltransferase activity
Source: RefSeq, a predicted model, not a curated record
AUGUCUACUUUCAGUUUCUCUUUCGCAGGAGACGACAUAGAAGAAGAUGCUACCACUUUGAAUCUUCCACAUUCAUCCCCACCCUCAAAGCAUGCCGCAGAAACGGGAUCCCUCCGACAAGCCCCCAAACCAGCGUUCCCAGUCACGGGCCAGCCCUUGCUACCACCUCAAGAACAUGAUCUAGAAAUCAUGCUAAAAGCACUUCCGUCCAAAAUAGCAUACAGUACUCUGGUUGUCAAAUUGGAUGACGGACAAGUCAUAUCUAUUCCAAGGAGAGAACUUUGGGAUGUUAGAGUACAGCUGAUGGCUGAAGAAGAUGAUGAAGGCUUGGGAAACUUAGGUCAGGACGACGUGAGGACGGGAGUUUAUGAAGGCGGUUUCAAAAGCUGGGAGAGCUCAGUUGACGUAGUCAAGGAACUACACAAGAGAAGUCAAGAGAUUUUAAAAUCUCCAGGGCGUGUUCUAGAGCUUGGAUGUGGAACUGCACUGCCAUCUCUAGCCAUCUUUCAAUGGAUAUUCCAGAAUUCCCCGUCUGUGGGAGGUUUCGACCUUGGUCUUGCCGAUUACAACCCUACCGUUUUGCAACUUGUCACGCUGCCAAAUAUCCUAUUAUCGUGGGCACAAGCGACGAGAACAGGGUCAUGGGAAGCUGAAGGAGAACUCGAAAUCGAUCCUGGGGUGCUGGAACAUUUCCGUGCCUCUUUAGAAUCGUUCGGCAUCAAAUUGUCUUUCUUCUCUGGUGCGUGGAGCCCUGAAUUUGUGAAUCUAGUGGACCAAAACUUGAUGUCACGUCCUUCGAGACUCACUGUCAUUGGGGCUGAGACGAUAUACUCACCAGCUGCUUUGCAAUCAUUUGCAGAAACUCUGAUGAGUCUACUGAGGAAAGAUGUCUCUGUUGGGAAAACAGCUUUCAUAGCAGCGAAGAAGGUUUAUUUUGGAGUAGGGGGCUCCAUGGAGGAUUUUUGUGAUAUCGUGAGUGCAAAGGGAGGGGUCAUCGAGCAAAUCAGGGAAGAAUCAGAUGGAGUGAGGAGAGCCGUUGUCGGAAUCACAAUACCGCCUUGA